GGCUGCGCCGUCGUCGUCGUCUCCUUCAGUGUUUUCUCGGAGCGCGUUCGCAGGGAAACAUACAAUACGUCGCGAGGGAGAAAUAACUGAUUCAUCCAAACACACAACUGACAGUUGUUCGGCUGCUAAGGCCAUAGCAGUAGCAGAACGCAACACUCGUUCGGUCCGACAAUUGUACACAUAUAUAUAUAUAACGCGUAUUUAUUGUACACAGAAGACCCGUACAAGUGAGAAAGAGAGCAAGUUCUGUCAAAAUGGCGCUCAAGGCACAAGUUGGUCAGAAGAUCAUGAACGAAGUGAUAAAGCAGAAGAAAAAGCAAGCGGGCGGCAUGGAGUGGCGAAUCCUGGUGGUCGAUCAGUUGGCCAUGCGCAUGGUCUCGGCCUGCUGUAAGAUGCACGACAUCAGCGCCCAGGGCAUCACCCUCGUCGAGGACAUAAACAAAAAGCGCGAGCCCCUGCCGACCAUGGAAGCCGUCUACCUCAUCACCCCGACUAAUCUGUCCGUCAACAAGCUCAUCGACGAUUUCAGUAAUCCCACCAGGACCAUGUACAAGGCUGCUCACGUUUACUUUACCGAAGUGUGUCCCGAGGAGUUGUUCAAUGAUAUCUGCAAGUCGCUUGCUGCGAAAAAAGUUAAGACCCUCAAAGAGAUCAACAUCGCUUUCUUGCCCUAUGAAUCGCAGGUAUUUUCGCUGGACUCGCGAGACACGUUCGCUUGCGCCUACAACCCUUCGCUCAUCGGAGCUGCGAGGAACGGAAACAUGGAAAGAAUCGCCGAGCAGAUCGCGACCCUCUGCGCCACCCUCGGCGAGUACCCAUCAGUCAGAUACCGAUCUGAUUUCGAUCGCAACAUGGAUCUCGCCCAGAUGGUUCAGCAAAAGUUGGACGCGUACAAGGCCGACGAGCCGACGAUGGGCGAGGGCCCGGAAAAGGCCCGUUCCCAGCUGCUGAUCCUCGAUCGCGGCUUCGACUGUGUCUCUCCGCUCUUGCACGAGCUCACUCUCCAGGCCAUGGCCUACGAUUUGCUCGAGAUCGAGAACGACGUGUACAAAUACGAGGCAUCCGCGGGACAGGAGAAGGAAGUCCUGCUGGACGAGAACGACGACCUGUGGGUGGAGCUGAGGCACCAGCACAUCGCCGUCGUGUCGCAGAACGUGACGAAGAAUCUCAAAAAAUUCACCGAAUCCAAGCGCAUGCCGCAAGGUGACAAACAGUCGAUGCGAGAUCUCUCGCAGAUGAUCAAGAAGAUGCCUCAGUACCAAAAAGAGCUGAGCAAGUACGCCACCCACCUCCAUCUCGCUGAGGAUUGCAUGAAGCACUACGCGGGCAACGUCGACAAGCUCUGCAAAGUUGAACAGGACUUGGCGAUGGGUACGGAUGCCGAGGGCGAGCGAAUCAAGGACCACAUGCGCAACAUCACGCCGAUCUUGCUCGACCAGAACGUCAACAACAACGACAAGUUGCGCAUAAUCGCCCUCUACGUGCUCAGCAAGAACGGCAUCACCGAUGACAACGUCAACCGGCUCAUUAACCACGCUCAGAUGUCGCCCGAGGACAAACAGACUGUCGUCAACAUGGCCAACCUCGGGGUCAACGUCGUUGUCGACGGCAAUCGUAAGAAGGUCUACACCAUACCGAGGAAGGAGCGGAUAACCGAGCAGACCUACCAGAUGAGUCGCUGGACGCCUGUCGUCAAGGAUAUCAUGGAGGACGCGAUCGACGACAAGCUCGACGCCAAGCACUUCCCGUUCUUGGGUGGACGGACCGCGAGUUCCGGCUAUCACGCACCGACGAGCGCACGCUAUGGUCAUUGGCACAAAGAAAAAGGUCAGCAGACGAUUAAGAACGUGCCGCGUCUGAUAGUAUUCAUCGUUGGUGGCUGCUGUUUCUCGGAAGUCCGAUGCGCCUACGAAGUCACGAAUAACGCUAAGAACUGGGAGGUCAUUAUUGGUUCUUCACACCUAAUUACGCCAAAAUCGUUCCUCGAGGACAUGUCGAAGCUUCACAUGAAUUUCUCAUAAGCUUUUGAACUGUUUUCAUAAAAAAAAAAAAAACAUAUUAGACGAUUACUUUGUAAAAUCGUGAAAACCUUUGUUUAGGAAAUCAUAGACCGGCCAAAGGUAAAUUUUUUGUCGAACUCGAACGAACAAAUAGAAAACAGAAUUCACUUCGCUCUACAAUCCUAGCCUCGACUGUUGGCUUCUAUUUUUUAACAAGUGGUUCGGCAAAAAUUUUUAUACCCCCACUAAGAUUCAUCGCAGUCUAUAUUAUGUUAUUACUUUCCAAAGAAAAAAUUUAUGAAACAUUCCCCUUAUUUUAAUAUUAAUAAGCUUAUUUGCAUAAAUGUUGAGCCAUGAAUCCUGUCAUUUGAAGAAAAAAAAAAAAAAAAAAAAAAAAAUCAUCGCUAUGAUGCAUCGGUGACAACUAUCAGCCAAAAUAUUUAAAAAAUGAAUGAAAAAAAAAAAAAAUGAAUUUUAGUCGAUAUACACUAGGUAGCGUAACUAUGCACUUCAGUCAAUUUACGUAUUAGCAAUUGAUAAACGUUUUUGCUAUUCACGGGGAGAGAACAAUAAUGAGAAAAAGUAGGUGAAAAUAAAAUUAAAGUCGAAAAACAAAUCCCAUAUUCAGCGGCUUAAUUGAUGUAGUACGAGUAAUCGCGUAAUCGAAAAGAACUGAUGAGAGGAUUAGCCGGUAAAAAAAAGUGCCUGUGCGAUAAGGAUCUUGAGGCAAAAAUCUGAAGAUCCUGCGACACGUUGGCAAUAUCAUUGAAGGACCCAAGGAAUCCAGGUUUAGAUAUUCUCUGGGCCUGGGAAAAAAAUUUAAAACAAAUUAUUCAUACCUAACCAUAAUAUAUUCUCUAUCUUCGUGAUUGUAGUACCUUAAUUAAGAGUUUAAGAAUUUUUCGAUCUUGUACCCCUUUUAAGAUAAAUCUCAUGUGGCUACGUGUAACUCUGAAACGAUCAUAUCUAUUGCACAAUUUUACGAGAGAAAGAAAAAUUCAACUCGUAUUAUACAUACAUAUAGUUGACUAAACAAAUUUUUUUCCCAGGAUUUUGAUAUUAUUAAGAAAAGAUUGAACUGCAGAUUGUAUCAGUGGUUGAAUUUUGUUCACAAGGAACGCUUGAAUUUAUUGUUUUAGAGUUUAUCUAUAAACGUAAGUUUUAUUGAAUUAAUAUAUAAAUGUUUGCGUCAUUCUAAAGAAAAUAGAGAACAAUGCAUUCAAAUAAUUUAAAACAAAUUUAAAUUUAUACAUUGUAUAUUUAAAUAUGAAUUUAAACUCUGUUGUUGUUAAAAAAAUUUUAAAUAAAAUUAAAUGUAUUAUCAAGUUUGGUUAAAUUUCAAGUGAGCAAACGCAAGCAAUGUUUAUCGAUACCGUGAAACUCGAUGGCGCGGUAAUAUAUCAACUUUAAAAAAUAAAGUAAUAAAAGCAAACAAGUGAGAAAAAAAAUGUAUUGUUAAGUAAUUCUUAGUAGCAUAGAACAGAACUGUGGUCACAAUAAAGAUGUAAAUUAUUUAUUAUACCUGCAUUAACUGCACCUAAAAACUCUGCAAAAAACUUUCUUCUUAGCUUCUGAUAACAAAGUUUUUACGGAGUUAAUAAAGUUGCAUCCUACAGUAGCUUAUGCGAUUAAGUUUUACGUGAAAUGUGCGCCUGUACAUUGCCUUUUAUUAUCCUUAAUCUUAAGCCUCACUGUUUUUUCUAGUUCAAAAAUUUCGUCCUUUUGCUUAGUCGUUAUCAUUAACUUCAAAGUUGAAAAUUCUAAUGGUAACGGAAUAGUAUUAAAUUACUUGUAAACAUUAAGGAACUCUCAUUCAUGCAUUUUUAAAAAGACUUUUUCUGUAAUUUUUAAUUGAAAAAA
Copidosoma floridanum is the source of this 3860-nucleotide messenger RNA. It is a transcript of the gene Rop, whose product is annotated as Syntaxin-binding protein Rop. Lineage: Eukaryota; Metazoa; Arthropoda; Insecta; Hymenoptera; Encyrtidae. Gene Ontology annotation, biological process: vesicle-mediated transport. The record is from RefSeq and is a predicted model, not a curated record.